AUGGAGGCUAAGAAGCACGUGUACUACUUCGGUGGGAAGAAGGCCGAUGGCAAUCGCAACAUGAAGGAGCUGCUCGGAGGUAAGGGUGCAAAUCUGGCGGAAAUGGUAAACUUGGGUAUCCCUGUACCUCCUGGUUUCACCAUCACGACUGAGGUGUGCGGCAUCUACCAGACCACAAAGGGUGUGCCCCAGGAGGUUGUGGAGCAGGUAAAGCAGAAUGUGCGCCGCGUGGAGGAGGAGAUGGGCAAGAAGUUUGGCGAUGUGGAGAACCCGCUACUCUUCUCCGUGCGUUCUGGCGCUGCUGCCUCUAUGCCUGGUAUGAUGGACACCGUUCUGAACCUUGGUAUGAACAAAGCUACCGUGGAGGCAUGGAUUCGCCGCUCUCCUCAACUGGAGCGCUUCGUCUAUGACUCAUACCGCCGCUUUAUCACCAUGUAUGCUGACAUUGUGAUGCAGGUGGGCCGUGAAGAUUUUGAGGAGGCCAUUGGACACAUGAAGGAGAAGCGUGGAACGAAGUUUGACACAGAUCUGACAGCAAAGGACCUGAAGGAGCUGACAGAAGAAUACCUGGUGCUGUUCCAGCGUAAGACUGGAUUCCCGUUCCCACAAGACCCAAUGACGCAAUUGUUCGCUGCCAUCAACGCCGUGUUUCGCAGCUGGGGCAACCCUCGCGCUGUGAUGUACCGCCGCCUGAACAACAUCACCGGUCUGCUUGGCACUGCUGUGAAUGUGCAGGCAAUGGUGUUCGGUAACAUUAACGAUCGCUCUGCUACUGGUGUCGCCUUCUCGCGCAGUCCCAGCACCGGGGAGAACUACUUCUUUGGUGAGUACCUUGUGAACGCACAGGGUGAGGAUGUUGUGGCUGGUAUCCGCACGCCGCAGCAGAUUGGUCGCGAGCUGUCGCUGCGCUGGGCUAAAAACCAUGGUGUGAGCGAGGAUGAGCGUCGUCACCGCUACCCAUCGAUGGAGGAGGCGAUGCCGGAGAACUACCGCCUUCUGUGCGAUAUCCGCGCGAAGCUGGAGCACCACUACCGUGACAUGCAAGACAUCGAGUUCACUGUGGAGGACGGCCGUCUGUGGAUGCUGCAGUGCCGUAAUGGAAAGCGCACAAUCCACGCGGCGGUGCGCAUUGCCAUCGAGAUGGUGCAGGAAGGCCUCAUCUCGAAGGAAGAAGCCGUGCUACGUAUUGAUCCUUCGCAGGUGGACCACCUGAUGCACCCGAACAUUGAACCUGCUUCCGCCAAGAGCAGCAAGCCGAUUGGCAAGGGUCUUGCGGCAAGUCCUGGUGCUGCUGUGGGUCAGGUUGUCUUCGACGCCGAUUCGGCCAAGGAAUGGAGUGCAAAGGGCAAGAAGGUGAUUAUGGUACGCCUCGAGACGUCACCGGAGGACUUGGCUGGUAUGGAUGCCGCGUGCGGUAUUCUGACGGCCCGCGGUGGCAUGACGUCUCACGCGGCUGUGGUGGCCCGCGGCAUGGGUAAAUGCUGCGUUUCUGGCUGUGGCGACAUGGUUAUUAAGGGCAAGCAGUUCACACUUCACGGUCACGUGAUCCGCGAGGGUGACUACAUCACAAUUGAUGGGUCAAAGGGUCUGAUCUACGUUGGUAAGCUGAAGCUACAGUCACCCAACCUGAAGGGUGACUUCGAGAAGAUCCUCGGGUGGUGCCGUGAGGUGAAGCGCCUUGGUGUGCGUGCCAACGCAGACACACCACACGACACAACCAAGGCCCGCAGCUUCGGCGCAGAGGGCGUUGGCCUGUGCCGCACGGAGCACAUGUUCUUUGAGGGAAGCCGAAUUGAUGCGAUUCGCGAGAUGAUUCUUGCUGACACUGUGGAGGGGCGCAAAGCUGCUCUGCAGAAACUGUUGCCUGUGCAGCGUGGUGAUUUUGUUGGCAUCUUCAAGGCCAUGAAUGGUCUGCCGGUGACAAUUCGCCUGCUGGACCCCCCGCUGCAUGAGUUUGUGCCACAUGAGGAGACAGCACAGGCUGAGCUCGCGCAGAAGAUGGGUGUGCCGGUGGAAAAGAUUCGCAAUCGCGUGAAGUCGCUCCACGAGAUGAACCCCAUGCUCGGUCACCGCGGUUGCCGUCUGGGCAUCACGUACCCUGAAAUCUACGAUAUGCAGGUGCAGGCUAUUAUGGAGGCAGCGAUCGAGUUAAGCAAGAAGGGCUGCAAGGUUCAACCGGAGAUCAUGAUUCCGCUGGUUGGUAAGAAGGAGGAGCUGACUUUCACCAAAAAGAAUGCAGUAAAGACAGCGGAGGCGGCUAUCGAAGCCGCUGGCCACCGUGUGCACUACAUUGUGGGUACCAUGAUCGAGGUGCCGCGCGCUGCCGUAACGGCUGACCAGAUCGCCCAGGAGGCUGACUUCUUCUCAUUCGGUACAAACGACCUGACACAGAUGGGCUGCGGCUUCUCGCGUGACGAUGCCGGCGCAUUCCUGCGCCACUACUGCGAAUUGGGAAUCUACGCCCAGGACCCAUUCCAGUCGCUUGACCAGUCAGGUGUUGGUGAGCUUGUGCGAAUUGCGGCAACGAAGGGACGCAGUGUGAAACCAAUGCUGAAGCUUGGUAUCUGUGGUGAGCAUGGUGGAGACCCCGCAACGAUCGAGUUCUGCCACAAUGUCGGUCUCAACUACGUGUCAUGCUCGCCGUUCCGUGUGCCUGUUGCCACUGUUGCCGCUGCCCACGCCGCACUGAAGGAGAAGAUGCGCGUAGAGGCACAGUACAAGAAACUCAGUGGAAAACUUUAA
Molecule: messenger RNA, 2742 nt
Organism: Trypanosoma theileri
Lineage: Eukaryota; Euglenozoa; Kinetoplastea; Trypanosomatida; Trypanosomatidae
Product: putative pyruvate phosphate dikinase
Exons: 1
Coding region: 1-2742 (913 amino acids)
Biological process (GO): pyruvate metabolic process; phosphorylation
Molecular function (GO): kinase activity; ATP binding; pyruvate, phosphate dikinase activity
Source: RefSeq, a predicted model, not a curated record